Molecule: messenger RNA, 228 nt
Organism: Penicillium diatomitis
Lineage: Eukaryota; Fungi; Ascomycota; Eurotiomycetes; Eurotiales; Aspergillaceae
Product: CDC26 family anaphase-promoting complex subunit
Exons: 1
Coding region: 1-228 (75 amino acids)
Biological process (GO): anaphase-promoting complex-dependent catabolic process
Cellular component (GO): anaphase-promoting complex
Source: RefSeq, a predicted model, not a curated record
AUGCUCCGUCGCAAACCCACCGCCAUCGCCAUAACAUCCGAAGACAUCGCCGCUCUUGAAGAAACCCUUCUCCGCAAGAAGAGCGAGUCCGGCGCACAACACGAUUCGCUCCAGCAGGGCAGCAACAGUAAGAGGGCCAAUCCUAGCGAUGAGUUGAAACCGCUUCCUGGUGACAAGGCGCGGAUUCUUCGCCGUGAAGAGAGAAUCGGGCUCGGACAUCGGAGUUGA